UAUUAAAAUUUUAUUACUGUUUUAAGCGUGUUUUAUAGACUGGUUGAGCAAUAUAUUAAAUUAACAACCAGUUCGAACCUGCUGAAUGUCACAGUUGCGUUUAUACAUCCUACGCAUUAAUCACACGUGCUAUAUGCUGGGAUGUUGGCAUUUCGUGUUUUGUCUAAACCUGACUUUUAGCGACAUUAGCGGCAGUUUUGCAAACUUGCGUUGCACCUAAUUGUGCUAUGCUGUUUUGCUCCAGGAACUUGAUUUCUUAGCAGUUAAUUGUGGCGUAUUGGUACUGACAAAUGAGUAGUGGUAGAAGUGCGUGGCGUUGAAACGAGGUUAUUUUCCUUACUUCAUUACUUCAGCAGUUAAUGUAAUUCAAAUUAAGUUUUCUCUGAUACGUGGCGUGUCAUAGAACAGUUUAAGUAAAAUGACGUAUGUUUUCAUACCAACUUGUACAAUAUUUCUUUGUUCAGUUUUCGAUUUGGCAAGUGAGUGUGUUGUCCAACUAACUUACAGAAUAAUAGAUGUUCGCGCGGAGAGGCUAUUGCGUCCAGACACAAUGUGCUUAUAUGCAGAGACCACAAAAGCUGGAAACGGCAGUCAGUCCACUGCUUGCUAACAUGAAUGGUCCCUCGAAUUUAAACUACAGUACCGAAGAUUUCCUCAAUAGUGGCUGUAUUUAUGAACUCACCGCUGGACGGUGUUUUGAGCGAUAUGAUUCGCGCUCACUGCAGCAUCCCAUACAUCAGGACGAGAUUCUCCCUGUGGGUCCAGGACGUUUCUCAUCUGGUGGACUUCAAGCCUUCCACGGACAUCACCUAAAGGACGAAGGACAUGUGGUGCAGGGCGGUGAUCCGGGGUCCGACUUACAGGCGCACAGUUCCGUCCACCUACUGUUGUUCGUAAUAGACGUCACACACCCUGAAGACAUGGCUCCCUCACCCAACACUGUUAUCCGGGAGCAGGUGUGCAUUGUGUACUCAACUACAACAGAGGAAAUUGACUGUGACUGGAAAACCUUAAUUAUUAAGAUUUAGGCUAGUCUGUUAAAAUUGAUCUUAGGGAAACAGCUUAAAAGACGUGAACUGAACUGUCUCAAUACAUGGUCCAAUUGUGGAUCAACCUUCCGGGUCUCCUAAAACCUAAGACGGAAGAAGCAGGGAUUUGAGAAAGCUUCAACCAAAUGGUACUAGAAUAAUGAAAUCAAGGAAAGUGAGAUGGGCGGGACAUGUAGCACUCGUGGGAGAGAUGAUAAAUACAUAGGCCUACACAAUUUUAUAGGAGAACCUGAAGUAAAGGGACCAGCUUGGAUACCUAGGCACAGGCUAUGCGGAAAAAUGAUAUUAAAAUGCAUCUUAAAGAAGUGGAGUGUGAGGAUGUGGACUGGAUUGAUCUGGCUAAGAAUAGAGACCAUUGAUGGCCCUUAUGGACAUAGCCCAGUGGCGCGAUUUUAUAAACACGAUAAUGAAGUAUUGGAUUUCAUGAAAGUGUAGCAUUUUUUGUAAGAGGGCUGAGAACGUUACAUAAUUAAUCACUUCCUAAUGUACUCCUUUCGUCUGCUGUUGUUACGGUAAUUAAAGCACGGAGCAUGCACGAGCCGGACAUGUAGCACGCAUUGGAGAAAUGAGAUAUACAUACUGCACUUUUGGGGGAAACCUCAUAGGAAGGGAUGGCUUUGGGGUAGCCCUAGGCGUGGAAUCUACAAAAAUUGUAAACUGAAUUAAAGACAUAUUGCAGGAAUUGGAUUAAAAUUGUUUAUAAUAUGGCCCAAUGGCGAGCUUUUGUGAAUGUGGUCAUGAAAAUUCUAAUUCCAUACUAGAGUAAAAGCAGGGAAAUAUCUUCACGAGCUGAGUGAGUAACUGCCAUUUGUUUAGGAAAUACCGUGGACUGUGACUUUGAUUGUUGUUUCGUUUGUAAGUUACUAAGUUGGUAAGAUUGUCGAUUAAGUGACUGGUUACGUUGUUGAUUACUUAGAUAACAGCUCAGUUGAUUAGUUAGUUCAGUAGCUGGUAACAGUCAGGAUUUCCUGUACUGGACAGAAUUAUGACUGAUGAAGAUGGCUGUCUUCUGGGAUGGUGUGCCGUGUAGUCUGAUGAUCCCUGGUGAUGGAGACAGUAAGUCCCUCUAAUUUCUACCCGGCUACAAGGCGCAACAUUCCAGAAUACGGUCAUCAUCAGUUUCAUCGAAGUGAGAACUAGAAUUCGCACUUAUUAUUUAUGGUUACUGGUUGUUACCUCAAGGAGUUAAGUUUGGUGAAAUUGAAGAGACUUGUACCUGCGUUUUCGUAAUAGGAUGUCCAUUUAGCACAAACAGAGCCUGUGGUCAUUCGACAUGAUACCUGCUGCCGCUCGAAAUUUUCCCAUACCUCUCUGAAAUUUGGAGUCGUACCAUCGUCUGCACAGGGGAAAAAAUAUCUUAAUUCAAGUGUAAAUAUUUGCCUCGGCAUACGUCUUGUAUUUUUAUAAAAACGAAUAUCUAACUUGGGAGCGACACAAGCGCAGAACAUAAAGCUCUCGGUAAGGUUAUAUUUUAGAACGCAAAAUAAAUCUGGCGCCCUCACGAAAAUUACAUUUAGCUUUCUGUUUGAUGACUGUAUGAUAUGAACUAUUGGAGAAGCUGGACUUGUAAAAUUUUGUAAAUGUACCAACAAAUUUAAUAUAAAACAUUUCUUGGUUCAUUAAAUUAUACAAACAUA
This is a messenger RNA of Zootermopsis nevadensis, 2686 nucleotides long. NCBI's taxonomy places the organism in Eukaryota, Metazoa, Arthropoda, Insecta, Blattodea, Termopsidae. The record is from RefSeq and is a predicted model, not a curated record.